Molecule: messenger RNA, 461 nt
Organism: Bursaphelenchus okinawaensis
Lineage: Eukaryota; Metazoa; Nematoda; Chromadorea; Rhabditida; Aphelenchoididae
Source: the annotation of a GenBank genome assembly
AUGGCUACGGCUAUGGCUAUGGCUAUGGCUAUGGCUAUGGCUAUGGCUAUGGCUAUGGCUAUGGCUAUGGCUAUGGCUAUGGCUAUGGCUAUGGCUAUGGCUAUGGCUAUGGCUAUGGCUAUGGCUAUGGCUAUGGCUAUGGCUAUGGCUAUGGCUAUGGCUAUGGCUAUGGCUAUGGCUAUGGCUAUGGCUAAGGUUAGAUCCUACAGUAUUUUGGCCAGUAAUCCUAUUUUUCUCCAAAAGAUCAAUAAUUAAAUAAUUGAAAUCUACUUCCAGUUAUGACAUACAAUAGCUUAAAUUUUCAAAUAAUCGUUUACAUAAACAAUAUUAUAAAUUCUUCUAUAACAAUUUGUAAACAUAAUAUUCUUAAAAUAUUUUUGAAGUAUUAUAAACGCAGGAUUAAUCAUAUCGUAAAGAUCGAAUGCAGCAUUAACAGUAUUGCAAAUGCUCAGCCAGGCUGA